AUGGACUCAUUUCGCGGCGUUCCCCCUCUGAAGGCGGACAUGGAGAGUGCCUAUCCCGCCGCCCUCCAAACAAAGCAAGAGUUCAACAGCACGGCGAGCACUCCCACCAUCGACGGCGGUUUUGAAAAGGGCAAACCCGACGACCACGGCCACGGCCACGGCCAUGGCCACGGAGGCAUCGACAUCUACGACCCCAACCGACCUAAACUUGGAUUCAAACAACGCUUGCACCACUUUACCUGGGCAUGGUACACGCUGCCCAUGGCAACGGGAGGUCUCUCGCUGCUCAUCUUUGCGCAGCCCCACCAGUUUCCUGGCCUAAAGUCAAUAGGCAUGGUGAUAUACGUUGUUAAUCUCUUCAUCUUCGCCAUUGUAUCGACAUUGCUCAUCGCCCGGUUCCUCAUCCACUCGGGCGACAUGUCGGCCUCGCUCAAGCACCCUCGAGAAGGGUUCUUCGUACCAACGUUCUUCCUCGCCACGGCCACUCUCAUCACAAGCUCAGACCGCUACGCCAUACCCAAAAACGAUCCGGGACUUGUAUGGGCUGUGCAGGGCGCAUUUUUCGGCUACAUGAUUGUCACUUUGAUUCUCGCCAUCGGACAAUACAGCUUCGUCUUUGCGGCCCACAGCUUCGGACUGCAGACGAUGAUGCCGACGUGGAUUCUGCCCAUCUUCCCCAUCAUGCUGACGGGGACAAUCGCAUCCGUCAUCGCCGAGACGCAGCCCGCCGCGGCAGCAGUGCCCAUCAUCGUCGCCGGCCUGUCAUGUCAGGGACUGGGCUUCGCCGUCGCCGUCCUGAUGUACGCACACAUGGUCGGUCGUCUCAUGCAAGCUGGAUUGCCAAAUCGGGAACAUCGGCCCGGACUGUUCAUGUGUGUGGGGCCGCCGGCAUUCACAGCCUUGGCGCUCAUCGGCAUGGCCAAGGGAAUUCCCUCGGUUGCCAGCACGGACAAGGUCGGCAUGCCUGUUGAUCUGACUACUAUUCGGACCAUGGCCCUCAUCAGUGCUAUUUUCCUCUGGUCCGUCAGUUUUUGGUGGUUUGGCAUUGCUACCGUCGCUGUUGUCCAGGCCGUGCCUAAGUACUUCCAUCUCGGCUGGUGGGCUAUGAUCUUCCCCAACGUGGGCUUCAUUCUUGCAACGAUAUCCAUUGCCAAUGAACUAAAUAACGAUGGAGUGAAGUGGGUGGCUACCGCGCUAAGCGUUAUUCUGGGCCUCAUGUACUUCUUUGUCUUGUUUUUCAACAUCAAGGCCGUCAUCACACAAGACAUUAUGUACCCUGGGAGAGACGAGGAUGUUGAGGACCACUGA
Messenger RNA from Pochonia chlamydosporia 170, 1308 nucleotides. RefSeq names its product malic acid transport protein. The record is from RefSeq and is a predicted model, not a curated record. Gene Ontology annotation, cellular component: membrane. The coding region runs from base 1 to 1308 and encodes 435 amino acids. NCBI's taxonomy places the organism in Eukaryota, Fungi, Ascomycota, Sordariomycetes, Hypocreales, Clavicipitaceae. Gene Ontology annotation, biological process: malate transmembrane transport. The transcript has a single exon. Gene Ontology annotation, molecular function: malate transmembrane transporter activity.